Molecule: messenger RNA, 1557 nt
Organism: Cucumis melo (muskmelon)
Lineage: Eukaryota; Viridiplantae; Streptophyta; Magnoliopsida; Cucurbitales; Cucurbitaceae
Product: RGG repeats nuclear RNA binding protein A-like
Exons: 7
Coding region: 237-1322 (361 amino acids)
Cellular component (GO): nucleus; cytoplasm
Molecular function (GO): RNA binding
Source: RefSeq, a predicted model, not a curated record
AUUUAGGUCAGUCGACUUCUUUUGCUCUUACUCACAUCAGUCACUCCCAUUGCGGCUAGGGUUUUUCCCUUUUGUUCCUCUUCCAUUUUUAUAUUUUUUUCUUUUAAUUUUAUUUCUACAAAUCUCUUCAUUCUUUCUUUUAUCAUAUUUUCAUGGAGCUCUUGUUUAGAUAGGUUUUGUUGAUCUCCUUUUUUGUUAGCUCUUUUUUGGGUUUUUGGUUUCGAGAUUGUUUCCAAAUGGCGACCCUUAAUCCUUUUGAUUUGUUGGGGGAUGAUGAUGCUGAGGACCCAUCUCAGCUAAUUGCGGCUAAGGUGGCGGCGGUGGCGACGGCCCCGCUGUCUAAGAAAGGCCCUGCUCAGACCAAACCCCUGCCUUCUGGGGCUCAACAGAAUAAGCCUGCUAGUCUUCCUUCCAAACCUCUGCCACCUGCUCAGGCUGUAAGAGAAUCAAGGAAUGAAGGCAGUCGUGGAGGUCGUGGCAGUGGACGAGGUGGAGGACGGGGAUAUGGUUAUGGGCGAGGUCGCGAGGGUGGUGGGUUUAAUCGAGACUCUGCCAACAGUGAGAACAUUAAUGCACCUGAAGAUGGAGUGGGUGGUAAGACAACUGAAAGACGUGGAUAUGGUGGGCCUCGUGGUCGUGGUGGCCGUCGGGGUGGUUUCAAUGAUGGAGAAAAUGCUGAAGGGGAACGCCCUCGUAGAGCAUUUGAACGCCACAGUGGAACUGGCCGUGGAAAUGAAUUUAAACGAGAAGGGUCUGGUCGUGGAAAUUGGGGAAGGUCAACUGACGAAUUUGCUGAGGUAGCAGAGGAAACCGUUAAUGAAACUGAAAAGAAUGUGGGUGACGAGAAGCCUAUUCAAGAGAAUGAUACAUCAGGGGCGAACACAGAUAACCCUGCUAAAGAACCAGAGGAAACCGAACCAGAAGACAAGGAAAUGACUCUGGAGGAGUAUGAAAAGUUGCUUGAGGAUAAAAGAAAGUCCCUUCUAGCUCUAAAAACUGAGGAGAGGAAGGUGGAUCCUAAAGAAUUUGCAUCCAUGCAACAACUUUCAAGCAAGAAGGACAACAACGACAUAUUUAUUAAAUUGGGAUCUGAAAAGGAUAAGCGAAAAGAAAUUGCAGAUAAAGAGGAGAGAACUAAGAAGUCUUUGAGUAUUAAUGAGUUCUUGAGGCCCGCGGAAGGAGAGCGUCACUACACCCCUGGUGGCCGAGGAAGGGGUCGUGGACGUGGUUCAAGGGGAGGAUACAGUGGCAGCUCGAUGAGCAAUAUUGCAGCCCCAUCCAUUGAAGACCCUGGGCAGUUCCCAACCUUAGGUGCGAAGUAAAUUUCGCAAAUAAAUUUUCCCUUACUAAACUGUGUUUUUGAUCUGGGGCAGGAAAUUGACUAGAAUAAUAUAGUCUCUCCUGUAUCAAAAUGAUUUUUAAGUUUAAUUUGUUUAGGUGUAAAUUGUCAAAGUCCUUGUAUUUUCCCUUCUCCAUUUUUCUUUGUGUGUUUUCAACUGUUGUUUCAAGACUGUUUGCCAGAUCAAACUGUUUAUUUAUGAACUUCCUUUUUCCCCA